Molecule: messenger RNA, 3340 nt
Organism: Procambarus clarkii (red swamp crayfish)
Lineage: Eukaryota; Metazoa; Arthropoda; Malacostraca; Decapoda; Cambaridae
Source: RefSeq, a predicted model, not a curated record
CCCUUGCCAAGAACACAGUAGGUGCCUCAGUGUGCUCUUAAGUACAUAGAACUUACCUUGUGUUCAUCUGUGUAUGUGUGUUCUCUGGCCCCAUCCACUUAGACUAGUCGGUGAUGUGACUGCUUCACUUCUUGCAGGCUUGCGUGAUAUUCCGUGAUCCUAGACGUGUUGCGACAAUAUAGGUUAUGUGAUCGCAAAGAAAAUUAAUUACCAGUGCAAGAAGUAUUCUCAUAUUAGACUUAAACGGUUGAGGCGCUUCCACUGGUACACAAGAACAAAGGUAUUGCGACAUUAGUUAGGUGAACACAGGAAAAACAUCAACAAGGAAACCCGUACCAAAAUGUGUACAGGGUGUUGCUGCGACCCCCACAAGAGGACGUACAUUGCGGCCAUCUUCUCAGGCGUAGAGGCGGUGGCAUUUGGGAUCCUGAACAUCGUGCUGCUGUGUAUGAGCUAUUGCAACAUCGUGCCCCCAGACAAACCACCUGCCGCUGGUUUCGAUGAAUUCUGGUCCUGGUACUUUUAUGACGAGAAGUCAUGCAAAUCACGCUAUAACUACACAGCCCCGUGGUGGAUCUCUUCUUACCCUAUAGCGUCGAGAUCCCAUACAACUGUACAAGAUAACCAAACCUACCAGAUUGCCUACUUGAGCCUCCACUCACUAUGGCUCAUUGCAGCUUUCAUCAUGAUCUAUGGCAAUGCCAGGAAACUGUGGGGUUACUACAUCCCUUGGCUCCUAGUUACCCUCACCAUCAUCGUCAUGGACCUCACCAUCACUGUCUUCUACAUCCAGGAUAUCAUAGACUUAUCAAAAGGAAAGGCCUAUAAAUCUGCAGCAGGCUGGAUACUGGUCAUGUAUAUCCGAUUGUUAUUUUUCUGGUUCGUGAACAUAGAGGAAUUUGGCAAUAGCCUCAAUGCCUUCUGCAAGUCUUACCACAAGAGGACCAAACAAGCUCGUCUGGCGAAGAAGCAAAACAAGAAGACAGCCUUGGAAGUGGCCGAAGCAGCAGCACGUGCAGACGCAGCAGCACGGGCAGAGAUGAGAGAACAACAAGCCAGAGAGUGGCAGAGACAGCAGCACCAGCAAUCAUUUGCUCCAGGAAUAUCUAAUGAUGCUUACGUGGAGAUUCAUCAAGCCCCACGGACCCAAGAGCGGCCCCCAGUGCCAAAGAAGCCAUCAGCGCCCACAGAGCUGCGUCCCUUCAAUUACCUCAACCCAUCCUUUCGACCCGCUGAUCAACAUGACAUUGAAGGCAUGCGUUCCAAUCCUGCUUCUGUACCUAAACCUUUGGCUAAUUAUAUGAAGAUUUCAAAUUCUAAUCAGCAGGAAUACAUUCCUAAUGAUGGCUACACAAAACUACCUGAUGAAACUGUGGCACCUGCCCCAUUACCUCUGCGAUUUGGCUCCAUGAGAACUCUUCACAACCAACAGCCACGACGUGAUCAGAGGAGAUUCUCCUCAACAAGAUCUCGACCUAGAACAUCACGUUACAAUGAGUAUCAACAUCAUGAUUCGGGUGCUCAAUAUAAUACCGUUUGGGACAUAAGUUCUAGACCCUCUGAUCUAAAUCUUGUAGCAUUACCACGAGUAAACCUGGCAGAAGGUAACGCUGUCAUACGUGCUCCAAGGAAUGCCGAUUUUGAAUCACACCAAGAAAGGCAAUAUUCUUCACCAACGGCAAGAGCCUACCCUCCUCCAUAUAAACAAAACACUGGCUUCUCACCAACGGACCAAGAAAGAUCUUAUCCUCCUUCAGAAAAUCCAGACAUAAGAUAUUCUCCAUCAUCAUAUCAACAGACACCCAACUUACCACCACCUUCAACCAAACAUAACCCUCAAGGUCUCUCUCCAACCACUUAUUAUAUAUAAUUAUGGCAUAUUCAAGAUGAAGAGAGACCUAGUAGAAAAUUGCAUGGAUUUAUAGUGGUAAGAUAAUGUGGUACAGGUAUUUACUAAUUAUGAUAAAUAAUUAAAUUAAAUGAUUUAAAUUAUUUUAAAUCCUCCUAAAUGAUAAAUGAUAUUUUUUAUGAAUACUGAAAAUAUAAGUUACGACUUGAUAAGGGUGUCGGACGGGAUAAAAUAUCAUAUUCCUGUCUUUACAUAUAUGUGGGUAGGCUUAUUUAUAUAAUUUAUACUUGCAGGAACUAGUGAAUUCUUGAAUUUAUACAUAUUAGGCACAAAUUAUUAACUAAUUUUCACAUGUAUAGUAAAUAAUCUGACAUUUUAUAUAAAUAUUGAACAUAUAUUUUUUAUAUAAAUUCAAGUAUUCACUACAUCCUGUGUUUAUACAUUAGGCCCCCAAAAAUUGUGUAGUAUUUUUUUGUGUUCAGUAGUAACUUUUUUAACAGGCAAUUUCUCUCAGAGUUGCUAAAAUUCAUGUCAAUAAUUUUGUCAUCAGAGGUGUAUUGUAAGUGUAGAUAAUGUCAACUGGCCUUUGUGAUAGAAAAAUAAUACUGUAUUUUAUACCAUAAAUAUUCUUGUGUUACAUUUCACUUAUCACUUAUUUUAGGAAGAAACCUGGAUUCAAGUUGAUAUCUUUAAAUAAAAUAAUCACAUAUGCAGUUCCUUGGUGUAGUUCUGCUAUUCUAAUUCCUUUUUUGUGCAUAGCAAUACAGGUAUAUAGCAUGCAGUGUGCAUAGAACAACAUGGUUAUAUAGAGUGCAGUGUGCAAAGAGCAACAUGGUUAGAUAACAUGCAGUGUGCAAAGAGCAACAUAGUUAUAGAGCAUGCAGUGUGCAUAGAGCAACAUGGUUAUAUAGCAUGCAGUGCAUACAUAUCAACAUGGCUACACAACACACACCAUGUAUAUAAAAGCCUUUGUAGAGUUCAUAAAAUAUUGUUGGAUACACACAUUCUGAUAAAUACUCAAACGAAACCAACAGAUAUGACUGUACUGUAUUGUUGCAGAUGUUGUCCAUGUGAGGAGUCAUUAUAUAACAUUUUACAAGAGGGACUAUAUAAUCAUUAAUUCAUCAAGAACACAUUCAAAUAUAGAAUUACAAAAUAUAUAUGAAUACUUCCUCCUCUGUCCAAGCUGUAGCCAUUAGCCGGUAUAUUAUUGUACUAAUGUAGCCUAUACAUUAGAAAAAGAUGUAAAAGAACUAGUGCAUGUAAUUACAUUGAGGGGAAGAAUAGGAAAAACUAUCAUAGGGAAUAAUGCACGAUUAUUUAUACACUAAGCAGUUGGCAUUUAAUUUUAGGCUGAGAACACACAUCUUUGAUAUUUGGAAAAUUUACUUUAUGGUUGUAAUGUUUUAUGACUUGUUUUUAAAUACAAAUAUUAUAUAAUGCAUUAAAUGUUUAUUGAUUUCAAUAAAGAGUUGGUUUGAUAUAACUAGA